CCUUCUCCUUCUCCUUCCUGCCGACUCGCCCUUUUCUCGACGUUCGUUUCUGAUAUCCCGACAGCGUUAGCCAUAGCGCCUUCCGCCUUUCGCCUUGUUUUGUAAUCGCGACCGAACCCACCAGGCACGACACUCCCGCAGAGGUCGAGCUGCUGAAAGAGCUGAGGUACCUACUACAUCCAGCUCCGACCCGGACACCACUUCGGGACACCCUCAGCUCUGCUCGCAGAGGGACCAGAACAGGAUUACCUCCCUCUCUUCCACCAGACUCGGGUAGAGCAGCACCUCAUCGGACAGUCCCGGGUUGAAAGGACCUUCCUAUGGCUGCUGGCGCAUCGCCCUGACAAGACAGGACAAUCCACAUCACUCGUCUGUUCCAACUGCAAUGGACGUCGCUGGCAAUGUCCUCUUCCACGCCGCAGAUCUGGUGCUCCGCCAGGCCACCGAAACGACCGACACCCCAACGAGCACCGUCUCUGCCACGCCCUCCUCCACUUCUUCUGCAGCGAGUGGCACGACUGCUCGUCCCGGCUACUAUAAAAUCGUGGGCAUCGUCUUGGCCGUCACCUCGGGACUCUUUAUUGGCACGUCCUUUGUGAUCAAGAAGAAGGGCUUGUUAUCAGCGAACGUCAAAUACAGCGAAGAGGCGGGAGAGGGCUAUGGAUAUCUCAAAAACGCCUGGUGGUGGUUGGGCAUGACACUGAUGAUCGUGGGAGAGAUUUGCAACUUCGUCGCAUAUGCCUUCGUCGAUGCCAUCUUGGUGACCCCACUGGGCGCCAUCUCCGUCGUGGUGUGCGCCAUCCUGUCCUGGUGGAUCUUGAAGGAGAGGCUCAGCUUUGUGGGAUGGGUGGCAUGCUUUCUCUGCAUCGUCGGAUCUGUCACCAUCACGCUCAAUGCACCAGAGCAGUCGGCCGUCUCGAAUAUCCAGGAAAUGCAGCACUACGUGAUUGCGCCUGGCUUCCUCAGCUUUGCCGGCGUCAUCAUUGUAGGCUGCAUCGUCGUGGCUGUGUGGGUGGCGCCCAAGUACGCCAAGAAGAGCAUGAUGGUCUACCUGACCAUAUGCAGCUUGAUUGGAGGUCUGAGUGUGGUGGCAACUCAAGGCCUGGGUGCUACUAUCAUUGCAGCUAUUGGGGGAGAGCAGCAGUUCAACAAGUGGUUCACUUAUGUGCUAUUAGUUUUUGUGAUAUGCACACUGCUGACAGAGAUAAUAUAUUUGAACAAAGCACUAAACAUCUUUAACGCUGCGCUAGUCACGCCGACAUACUACGUCUACUUCACCUCUUCGACGAUAAUUACAUCAGCGGUGCUGUUUCGUGGUUUUCAUGGCACGACCAACCAGAUCAUUGAUGUUGUCAUGGGCUUCUUGACCAUCUGCUCCGGCGUCGUCCUACUACAACUGGCCAAGUCAUCCAAAGAGAUACCGGAUAGCAAAGUGCUGAGCGGCGACCUAGACCAAAUCAGGGCCGCAGCUGAAGUCGAAGAGCCUGAGUACGAGCCUCGAGCAGACACUAUACGUGGCGGAGCCGGUAUCAUCCGAGCACUUAGUAGGACGAGGACGAAGAAAGAGGCAGAAGAGGUGAAGAGGAUCAACGAAGAGCGCAUGCAACCCAUUGGCGAGAAUGAAGUGGCGGAAUGGGAUGGCCUCCGAAGACGAAUGACAGUCUCUACGCAAGGCGGCUCCGUGAGACGAUCCAAGACACCGCAUCCACCACUGGGCAUGUCCCAAUUCCCACCGGACGACAUCAGCGAGCCUGACAGUGAGGUCCAUCCUGGAUUCUUUGGCAGAAUCGGCAGAAACUUUACACAAAGACGUCAGCAGAGAGGACACAGCCCCGUACCUCUCGAUAGCGUCAGUGUGGGCAAGCACGAAUACAGCAUGCCUGGUGAACCACAACGAGUCGACGGCCACGAUGAUGAUGAUGAGGACGACACGGCCUACAAGGGCGCGACCAGCAGUUCUCAACAUAUUCACUUCUCGGACCAGGCAAGCGAACGAGACCGCGCAGUCUCACAAUCUAGCAGUCUCGCACCUCCACGGCCCCCUCCACACGGUAACGGUAGUCGUCCCAACACUGGUGGUGCCAGUCGACAAUUCUCCUUCCAGAAUGUCUUCUCGCGAAACAGAUCCGAUGCGGGCUCGGUGGACGCAGGCAUAAGGCCUCUUAGUAGAGGUGCCUUAUCCUUUCAGAGUCGAGGCAGCGCUAGUCGAGAGUAUCCUCGAGCAGCUACUACGACAGAGGAAGAACGGCUCGGACUCGUCCAUGGCGAUUCCCAUAAGAAUUUGCCUGUGUACACUGAAGAGCCAGAAGAGCAGGAUGCUUCUUCGAUCCGACGCAGCGAUAGUGAUGAGUGGCAUAUCCCGAGCGGUCGCAGUUCUAGUCCGGAUGCCCUUGGUGCCAGUCCCUCUGGCAAUGUGGGAAGCAGUGGUGGAAGAAGACGGAGAGAUGAUUAUGACGAUGAUAAUGAUGAUGAUGAUCUUUAUGAUGCACACAUUCCGAGAGAUAACAGUAGUGGUGGGACCGGAAGGAGUGGGAGAGCAUUUGUAUAGCGUUCGAUGCUUUCACAGCGGUUGUCUUGUGUUUUCGCCGAGCAUGGGCAUCAUAGCAAGGCGUUUGGUGUUCUUGCAACCUCAUCAUCAUCAGCAACAGCAGCAGCAGCACCACCAACAAAUACAGCAACGACAACAGUACAAGAGAUGGAUAUUGUGGAAGCCAAGAUUUACGACAUUGCUUGAUGACGGGACAGAACAGUGUUCCGCCAGCUCGUGUGCGCGGGUGUCGGGUAUGUGUAUGCUUGAGAAGAAGAUGUAUAGUUUGUACAUGGCAGUGCCUUUAGAUGAUCAUUUUACUCAAUCGAUGA
Sphaerulina musiva SO2202 is the source of this 2859-nucleotide messenger RNA. Its product is annotated as DUF803-domain-containing protein. Bases 386 to 2548 code for a protein of 720 amino acids. Gene Ontology annotation, cellular component: membrane. Gene Ontology annotation, molecular function: magnesium ion transmembrane transporter activity. Lineage: Eukaryota; Fungi; Ascomycota; Dothideomycetes; Mycosphaerellales; Mycosphaerellaceae. Gene Ontology annotation, biological process: magnesium ion transport. The transcript is spliced from 2 exons. The record is from RefSeq and is a predicted model, not a curated record.